This is a messenger RNA of Xyrauchen texanus (razorback sucker), 12957 nucleotides long. RefSeq names its product neurobeachin-like protein 1. Gene Ontology annotation, molecular function: protein kinase binding. Bases 546 to 8663 code for a protein of 2705 amino acids. The record is from RefSeq and is a predicted model, not a curated record. Lineage: Eukaryota; Metazoa; Chordata; Actinopteri; Cypriniformes; Catostomidae. The transcript is spliced from 53 exons. Gene Ontology annotation, biological process: intracellular protein localization. Gene Ontology annotation, cellular component: membrane; cytosol.
ACGUUCGAGUCGUGCCGUGUAUUUGUAAGGAGCGGUUUCAGUCCAGUCCGAUGAUUUUCGUCAUAUAUAUUCGGACUGUCAGACUGAGCUGGUUACAAAAUGAGUGCAAAGCCCGUUUUUGUUGUUCAAAGUGACAUGGUUGAAAUGUCAAAGGUGCUUAAUGCAGCAGCAUUCCAGGAUCAUUAACAAGAACAGCAGCCGAGAGUUUCGACGGACUGCUUCUGUUGAACCAGGGCUUGUAAUAACAGGAAAAUAAAAAAGCUGAUGGUGGAAGACUGCAGGAAACGCAUGUCCAAGGCAUCUGGGAUUCCUAUAAUUCACGUGAUGGAUGUAGUUUCACCUUGCACAGAGGGAAUGACACAUGCUGUCACCCUGGAUUAACACAGACUGAUAUUCACCUAUUGCUUGGGUUUGUUAUGCACAAAUUAAGUGGCAAACUCCUUUUGGCAGGAUGUUGACACCAUGAAGGAUCAGGGAUAUUAAAUUAUAAUCUGGAUUAUUUUCAGGAAUAUUUCUGCCUACAUGCUCAUAAUUUGCAGUGCAGAAUGGCAUCGACAGAGAGAUUGUAUGAGGUUUGGAUGCUGUACUGCAAUAAGAAGGACCCAGACUACCUGAAACUCUGGCUGGAGAUCUUCAUCGGCUACUACGAGAGAUGUCUGGAUGUGGAUUUCGAGAAACUGCCCACCAGGUUGGAGGAGACGCCGCCCGUUAUGUCACUGCUACCAGACAACAUGUUGCAGGUCCUGCGUCUACAGCUGCUUCAGUGUGUGCAGAAAGCGUCUGAGGGGCUGGAGCCCGAGCAGCAGACUCUAGCUCUACUGCUUCUCAAGUUCCUCAUUGUCAUCUGCAGGAACCUUUCAAACGUGGAAGAGAUCGGCACCUGUUCCUAUAUCAACCAUAUCAUCAACAUGACAACACUAUACAUCCAACAGCUGAAGAGUAAGACGAAAGAGAAGGAACUGGCUGAUCAGACACAGGCCAAGGAGUUUGUCCGUCACGCUUUGGCCUUCUGUGAGAGUCUUUAUGAUCCCUAUCACAACUGGAGGCAUCGGUUUCAUGGACAGCAGCUCAGUACUGUGGAGCGAAGCAGACAGAAAUUUAAAGCAGCACCACUCACUGUAGAGUUUGUGCCCUUCUUCUACCAAUGUUUUCAGGAGAGUGAGCACCUGAAGGAAAGUCUUAAAUGUUGCCUUUUGCACCUGUUUGGAGCCAUUGUCGCUGGUGGACAGCGUAACGCUCUGUUGGCCAUCUCCCCGGCGACGAUGGAGGUGCUGGUGGGAGUGUUGGGUGAAGGUGAGUGUUUGACCGGAAGUGGAGAUGGAGAGGACUGGGACAGUGAGGCUCCGGACAGAAAGGCUCUGUUGACGCUAAGCUGUUUGAGAGAGGUGGUGCACAGACUGCUAACCAGCAGCUCUGACCAAAGACAGGUGGAGAUCAGCUCCGUGCUGGAGAGCUACUUUAAAUUGCUCAACUCCGACCCCGCCGCCACCACGCAGGUCAAAGAUCACCCGUCCCCACCCCGUUCGCGGCACUGGGAGAGCCGGUUUGUGGCACUACAGGUGAACAUGCUCGAAACCAUCCAGGAUAUGUUCGAGUGUACGGACCGACCCGUUCUGCAGGCCAUCUUCCUCAACAGCAACUGCUUUGAACAUCUCACAUGCCUUCUGCAGAAUAGUAAGGUAUUCCAGGGGAGGCUCGACACUCUUGCUGUGGCAACCAUAAAAACUCUCACGACUGUGAUGCACAAGUCACCUGCUGCAAAGGAAGUGUUUAAAGAACGGAUUGGCUACACACACCUGUACGAGGUGCUGGUGUCACUAGGUCAACCAUCAAGACAGCUGCUGAAGGAACUCAUGAACAUGGCCAUUGAAGGUGAACAUUCCUCCAUUGGUCUCCUGGGCAUCAGUAACGUGGAUCCUCUCCUGCUGUUGAUCCAGUGGCUCCCAGAGCUGGACUCUCCUGAGCUGCAGAUCUUCGCUGCCGAUUGGCUCCGCCGCAUCUGCGGUCUGAACCGGCGGACGCGAGCCACUUGCGUCAAUUCCUGCAUGACCAUUAGAGUUCUGUCGACUCUGGAGAGGCAUGACCGGCUGCACCGUGCCUGUGCUGAGAGUCUGGUAGGUUUGUUGGGUUCUUUGGGCAGCCAGUCCUUGAGUUCAGCAGAUCUCCAGCAUCUGCUGAGACUCCUGCGUCAGGAUGAGCUGGGCCUUGCUCACCCAUAUGUUGGCCCGGUACUGCGUUCGCUCCUUGGCAUGGUGCGCAAGCAAGGCCUAGAGAGCGCCAUGCAGUAUUUUGACCUGUCUCCGCCAAUGGCUGGCAUCGCCGUGCCGACCAUACUCCGUUGGCCAGGCUCCGCCUUUAGCUUCUUUGCUUGGCUGUCAUUGGAUCAAGAUCAACUGGGCCCACCCAGUAAAGGAGAGAAAAGGAAACAGUUGUAUAGUUUUUUCACCCCAGGCGGCACCGGGUUUGAGGCCUUCAUCAGUUCUGCUGGAGUGCUUGUGGUUGCUGUUUGCACUAAGAAAGAAUAUGUCACCGUCAUGCUGCCUGAGUACUGCUUUUGUGAUUCGCUGUGGCACAGUAUUGGUGUUGUUCACGUGCCAGGAAAGAAACUGUUUGGCCAGAGUAUGGUCUAUAUUUAUGUGGAUGGACAGCUGAAAUUAUCGUCACCUCUAAAAUAUCCAACCAUGACAGAGGCCUUCACAUCAUGCUGCAUCGGGUCAGCGGGUCACCGCACCACGACCCCUCCCCCCUCUCAAAUCCCUGACCCUCCUUUCUCCGGGGGUAAUCCAUCCGGCCGUUCAUCUUUGGGUGGGAUCCUCCCUGGCUGGGGCGUGCUUCUCGGAACCAAGCCUGAGUCCGUCACCAAACUAAUUUCUGCCGGGACGCAGGACAGCGAGUGGGGCAGCCCAACCUCACUGCAGGGUCAGCUGGGGAGUGUAAUGGUCUUUCACGAUGCCCUCAAUGCCACUCAUGUGAAAUCCCUCUGCAGUGCUGGACCAAACUGUAUUUCCCCCUUUAAAAGCCAAGAGGCUGAACUCGGAGACUUGACAACCAAACUUCUGCUACACUAUUCACCAAAGGCAUGUAGGAACCCAAUCUGCCUGGACUUGUCCCCUAAUCUGCUGUAUGGUCGCCUGACAGGAAAUAAAGUGGUCAACUGGGAUAUUAAAGACAUGAUAAAUUGUGUUGGAGGUCUUCCUGUGUUGCUUCCAAUCUUAGAACAGUUGACAUUGUUAACACCUGAGUUACAUCACAUUGACCACCUAGGGUCAGAGUACAUCACUCCUGACUCGACCACGCCUGCUGAUGGGGACUGGGUGAUACUGCCCACAAACAGAGCGUCAGAAGCCAGACUGGAGAAGAAUCUUGUGGCGACAUUCUUGUUGGUGAUCAAACAUUUCCUGCAGAGGCAUCCGAUAAACCAGGAAACUCUUCUGCACUCUCAUGGUGUGGCCACAUUAGGAGCUCUGCUUCAGAAGUUGCCAGCGUUUCUGGUGGAUGUAAGCGUGUUGGUGGCUGUCCAGUUGUUGAUCGAGCAGGUGACAUAUGAGAAGAACUCGCAGCUCCUGCAGCAGCUGCACACACACCUGCUCUUAAACUUCAGCAUCUGGAACAAAGGAGACUUCCCCCUGCGCAUCGGUCACAUCCAGUACAUGUCCACCGUCAUCAAAGACAGCAGGAAGCAGUUCCGCAAGAAAUAUGGAGUUCAGUUCCUGCUGGAUACCAUUCGCCUGUACUAUGGCUCUGAAAGUAAAGAUGGAGAUUUGAGUGAAGAUGAUGUUAAGACCAUCCGAGCGUCUCUCUGUGGCCUUCUCAAAUAUUACAUCAGCAAGGGCACCACCAGUGAAGAGAUGCAGAGCAUUCUGGGAUACAUUGCUGCCAGUGGAGAUGAGGAACAGCUGUGUGGGAUACUUGAGCUGCUUUUGACUCUGCUGCAGACGAGCACAGCGCGGGAUCAGCUCUUCCUGCUGUUGUUUGAACCAGGAGCGGCCGACUCUUGCUACGCUCUGCUGCUCAACAACAAACACACUGAUUGCCUCCGAGAGCUUGUUUUCAAGUUUUUUGAGCGAAUGCUGAAGUGUGAUCGUGUGUAUGAGAAGAGUAAACAGAGAUUGCGUUUGAGGGAUGUGGGUUACUCUGGACUAAGUCUGCUGUUCUCAGAUUUGCACCUCACCUCCACCCUCAUCAAGUGCCUGCUUCAUCAAGUGCUGUCCACAGAUACAUUGGUGAACUAUAAAGACCUGAUGGCUGUAGUUCAGCUGGCACAUAAAGCUAGUCCCAGUGUACGUCUGACCAUGUGCAAGAAGCUGUAUACGCUGUUGCAGUGUCAGCAGGAAGCAGCGCAUCAGAUCGCCAGGCAGAUGUGUUGGCAGGACACUUUGAUGCGUCUGUUUGUUCGGAGACCUGGGAGCGAUGGAGGUUCCAGUUCGGGCCGUGUCGGUGAUGCAGCCAGUCUGGGGAGUUUCGAACUGAAUCGCAGCAGUGGAGGAAACCGUUUUGAGCCACCUCUUGAGCGCAGAGCUCUUGGUGACAUUGUGGGGAGACUAUACGAAGAGCGAGACAGCGUGUCAGAUGGCGCUGGAGACAGCAGGUCCAUAGACAGUCUCGACAAUGGAGACCUGAUAUCUCUGUCCGAUACGCCCGGGGACAUGCCGACACCCAAAGCGUGGUCUGGCAAAGCAGGGGUCUUGAGUUUGGACCUGUCCCAAGUGCAUCACUUUAAUCCUGUGGACAGUGGCAGUCAGACUCCUGGGAGCAUGCCCAGCACUCCAUCUCCUCUGGAGAAUGCCAAACCUUAUCCUGGAACUUCCUCUCUGAAUGACGACAGCUUCCUCUUCAGUGAUAACUUGUCACUGGGAGAGUCUUUUAACAACGAGCGUACGGAGGAGGAACUGGCGCAUCUGCUGUUGGAAAUCAUCUUAUGUGUGAUGUUGAGGGGGGUGGAGGGCUCAGAUGAUGCCGCCUGGCUGGACAGGGGGCAGGUGUUCUCCGCCCUUACCAAACUAGGCACUGCCAAUGAGCUGCUGUUGCCUGUUGACCACAUCAAAAUUAGUCUAAUGGAGCGGAUGUUGGAGUGGGCGGUGACGGACAACAGAGAGGCGACGACGGCAACGUUACCUCAGCAUACAGAGAAUGCUGUGCGCCUUCUUCACAUUGUGCAAGACUUCCUGCAGGCUGAGGGUCUGGUGAAUCCGGCCCUGUGGACUGAGAAGGUUCUGGAGGAGACAGUGACUCUGAUGGAUGGGCUGAUGGUGUGGUAUGCCGCAGGGACGCAGUGGCUUCAGCUGUCUCAGGUGGGGCUUCGGCUGCUGCUUGGCUUCAUGGCACAGGAAGAUCCUCAGGUGUGUGCCAUGGCGACGGCAAAGCUGAACGGCAUCUUGCAGACAAAGACGAUUGACUCUCAGGAUGAGGCUUGCUAUCUUCUGGGUCGUGUGGAGGGUAUCCUCAGGCGCUCUGUGUGCGAGGAGCGAAUGGAGGAGAAAUAUUCAUUUUUAGUGCCUCUGCUCCGGACCCUCCUGUCUAAAGUUCAUAAACUCCUGUACAUGGAGCUGCACCUCCCUUCUCUUCCUGACAAUAAUGGAAGCCCAUCCUUCUUUGAAGACUUCCAGCUGUACUGCAGCUCUCCUGAGUGGAGGGUCUACCUCGACAAAUAUAUCAUCCCAUAUAUGAAGCAGUAUGAGAUUGAGACGUUCAGUCAGGGGCAUGAGAACAUGGCUCUCUACUGGAAGGGUUGUUACGAGGCCUUCAUGCUCAAUCUACACCGCAGAGACCGAGAGAGAGGAGAGAGCAAGAUACACUUUCAGGAGCAGUUUGUGGAGCCGUUCAAUCGUCGUGGGAGACAGGAGAACUUAAGGUACAAUAGCAUGCUCAAACAAAUCCACACGCAGAACAGCGCCAUCCUCAGGCAGUGGAGGGCAGCUCGCAGAGGACUCUUUUGUGAAAGAGGACCCUGGGUGGACAAGCAGCAGAAGGACAUGCACUGGAAGCUUUCUAGCGCUGAGAACUACUCACGUAUGCGAUUGAAACUUGUGAGGAAUUACAACUUUGACCCUCACAGAGAAGCAAGCGCACUGAGAGACAAUCUGGGUGUGCAGCACCCGCAGAUAAACACGGAGUCACUGCUAUUGGAGGCCGUGAAACAGGUGAAGGUCAGUGACUUUGAGGACGACAUCCUGGAACUCUUAGAGGAGGAUCCCACAUCGGCCAGUCAGGCUGAUUCCGAGGAGGUGGGUCAGAAGGAGAAGUUGAUGAUCUCAGAGGACUGUGAGCUGGUCACGGUGGUGGACGUGUAUCCGGGCCGUCUUGAGCUCACCACACAACACAUCUACUUCUAUGACAGCAGCACCGAGAAAGAGGAGGGUGUUGGUCAGGACUUCAAAUGGCCGUUAUCUCAAAUCAGAGAGAUCCACUUGCGCAGAUAUAACCUCCGCCGCUCAGCUCUGGAAAUCUUCCUCAUUGAUCAGACCAACUACUUCCUCAACUUCAAAAAGGAGGUGCGCAAUAAAGUGUACAGUCGGAUGCUGCUGCUUCGAUCUCUCUCACUGCACGACACACACUCACCUCAGGAGCUCCUCAAAGCCUCUGGACUUACACAGAAAUGGGUGAACCAUGAAAUCUCAAAUUUUGACUACCUGAUGCAGUUGAACACUAUUGCAGGGAGAACGUAUAAUGAUCUGGCUCAGUAUCCUGUGUUUCCCUGGAUCCUGUGUGAUUACACGUCAGAAGAGCUGGAUCUGUCUGAUCCACGUGUAUUCAGGGAUCUCUCUAAACCGGUGGCUGUACUAAAUGAGAGGAAUGCCAAAGCUGUCAGAGAAAAGUACGAGAGUUUCGAAGACCCCACUGGCACCAUUGACCGUUUCCACUAUGGCACUCACUACUCAAAUGCUGCUGGAGUCAUGCAUUACCUCAUCAGAGUCGAACCCUUCACGUCCCUACACAUCCAAUUACAGAGUGAAAGGUUUGACUGUGCUGACCGUCAGUUUCACUCCAUUCCGGCUACCUGGCAGACCCUCAUGGACAACCCCAAUGACGUCAAAGAGCUCAUCCCAGAAUUUUUCUACUUCCCCGAAUUCCUGGAGAACCAGAAUGGAUUUGACCUAGGUCGUCUGCAGAUCUCUAAGGAGAGGGUAAAUGAUGUCAUCCUGCCUAAAUGGGCUAAAUCCCCUGAGGAUUUUAUCUACAAGCACCGCAAAGCCCUGGAAUCAGAGUAUGUGUCCACCCAUCUGCAUGAAUGGAUUGAUCUGAUAUUUGGUUAUAAACAGCGGGGCCCAGCAGCAGUGGAGGCCCUUAAUGUCUUCUAUUACUGCACAUAUGAAGGAGCUGUUGAUCUGGAUGCUAUCACAGAUGAGAAGGAGAGAAAAGCUCUAGAAGGAAUGAUCAGCAACUUUGGACAGACACCCUGCCAGUUACUGAAGGAGCCUCAUCCUGUGCGUCUCUCUUUGGAGGAGCUGGUGAAGAGGAGAUCUCGUCUGGACUCCUGUCCUCUCAACAUCUUCGAGCACCUGACUGAACUCAAAUCGUUCUUCGUUGAGGGCAUCAGCGACAACGUUCCUCUGGUUAAAGCCAUUGUCCCCAAGAACCAAUCACAUUCCUUUAUCUCACAAGGAAGUCCAGAUACUCUGGUUACGCUGAGCCAGAACUGCCUGAUGGGAACUCAUGGCUGGCUGCCGUAUGACAAGAACAUAUCCAACUAUUUUACCUUCAUCAAAGACCCCACUGUAGUCAGUCCAAAGACUCAGAGGUUUUUGGCAGGGCCGUUCUCUCCAGGUGUUGAAGUCACAGCUCAUCUGUUUGUCGUGUCACAUGACGGGAAGCUGCUCUUCAGUGGAGGUCACUGGGACAACAGCCUGAGAGUGACAUCACUGGUCAAGGGCAAAACUGUGGGGCAGCACAUCCACCACAUGGACAUCGUAACAUGCCUGGCCACAGAUCACUUUGGGAUUCACCUGAUCUCUGGCUCUAAAGACACCACCUGUAUGGUGUGGCAGGUGCUACAACAGGGUGGUGCUCCUGUGGGUCUGUCCUCUAAACCACUGCAGGUGUUGUAUGGACACACAGAUGAGGUUGUGAGUGUGUCGAUAAGUACAGAACUGGACAUGGCGGUUUCUGGAUCUCGGGAUGGAACAGUGAUCAUCCACACUGUAAGGAGGGGUCAGUACAUGCGCUCACUUCGGCCACCAUCUGAAAGCUCUCUACCUGUCUCCAUCACGCACAUCGCUGUGUCCUGGGAGGGACAUCUAGUGGUGCACACCUGCAUAGAGGGCAAAGCCACUCUGAAAGAUAAGAACGCUCUGCACCUGUACUCUGUGAAUGGGAAACACCUGUGCAGUGUUGCUCUAAAGGAGCAGUUGACAGACAUGUGUGUUUCAGGAGAGUACGUUGUCAUCGGCAGUGAGCAGGGUUUCCUCUCAGUCAGAGAUCUGUACAGUCUGACUCUGUGCGUAUCGCCAAUGGCAAUGCGAGUGCCUAUCCGCUGUGUGUCCGUGACUAAGGAACCAUCUCACAUGCUGGUGGGACUCCACGAUGGCAAGCUGAUCGUGGUGGGUGUCGGAAAACCAGCGGAGAUGCGUUCUGGCCAGAUUACGAGGAAACUCUGGGGCUCCAGUAGGCGUCUCACCCAGAUCUCGUCUGGAGAAACAGAGUAUCACACCCAAGACCAGCACUGACCCUGCCACUAAAUCACUACCCUCCUGUUUGAUUGGUCCACUGCCCUGUCAAUCACCACUCUUGUCUCCCAAAAUCAUUGUUUCAGUUUGGAGGAUGGCUUUCCUCUUGCUGAAACAAUAUGAAGGAUUUUUUUAGUACAAAUGGCACCUUUAUGCAAAUCUGUGUACAUACCUGUGUGUGUGUGUGUGUGUGUGUGUUGAGCAGAACGGUUGUGUGUUUAUUUCUUGUAUGUUUUGCUAAAGGCCUAUAGUUGGAAUGGUGCAGGCACUAUUUAACUAUAUGUGUCAGAACCGUGAUGUUGACACUACAGUGACCCCGCCCUCUUUCUCGUUCUGCCACGGCCCUUAUGCCCUGCCCCUUUGCUAUCUACAUCACACAUUCAUCAUAAUCAUCAACAUCAUUAUCACAAGAUGUUUUGUCUCCACCAUCUUGGAUGCCAAAAUCUGUGGUUGCAUAUUCUUUGUGUUUUAUUUGGUUUUAAUGUAAGUUUCUAUUCAUUCCGAUGCUUUCAGUGGCCUUGUCAUAUUUUAUCACUUUCAUAGUUUAUCUUAAGUAACAUUUCUGAUUGUAUUUUGAUUGUUGAAAACCUAGAGACAUGCACAGGCUUUAUUUAUUUGCACAUUUGUGCAUUGGCACAGGCAAUAUGUGGAUGACAAUUUGCACCAUUUUAGUUCUCACAAUACAAUCACAAAGACAUUUUCACAUAAACUAAUAGAUUAAUGCAUACAAUGCUUUAUAACAAAACUGACAUUUGUGGGGUGUAAACAUUGACAUUCUAUGUGUAGCUGUUGAAUGGGUGUUCAUUUAUUACUUGAAUUGUGGUGUAGUUAUUUCAAUGACAAACAAAAUAUAUAUUUUUUAUGUUGUGGAUGUACAUUAUAUGUAGCCACAGUUGUAUAAGCUGUUCUACAGUUCAUAUAAUGGGUGAAUUUCACAAAACCUGUCAAGAACAUGUCUUGGCCAUAUUUCACCCCCAAAAUCAAUGAGAAAAUAUAUUUUACCUAAAGAAAAUGAAGCAUAUUUGUAGGAUUUUUAAGAUAUGUUGCAUCGUGGUAUUAUUUUCAUGAGAAUUAAGCACAAUUGUAAUUAUUUUUGCCCCUAAUUGUAAUUUUUGUACCGAAAAAAAUAAAAUUAUAAAUAAAUUUUAAAACACACACACACACACUGUACUGCUUUUAUGUUGAUAUGAAGAGAGAAAAAAAUGAUAGUAUUUAGCAUAUUUGUAAUAUAUUAUAAUAGUAAAGAAUAGUAGUAUAUUGUAUUUAAAUCAACAUAAAAGCAGUAAAAGAAUACAACCAUUGAGAAUUAUGAGAGCUGUGAACAAAUACUUAAAUGUAAAAUGUCAGAAUUGAUUAUCAUAAUGAGAAUAAGUUGGGCAACUGUGCUUACAGUAAAUGUCAUGAAAAUAAUAUUGUAAUAAAAAACUGAAUGGUCCUAAAAAUUAGCUUCAUUUUCUUUAUGCAUUAUUUAUUUAUAUCUCAGUUGAUUUUGGGAUGAAAUAUAUGGUGCUUUGAUCCCGCCAUGGAAUAUUAUUUGUUUUUUUGUUUUUUAUUCAGAAUGUAUCUCACAAUUUGUACUUUAUUUUUAUGCAAUUGCACCUUUAUAACUCGCAAUUCUGAGAAAAAGUCACAAUUGCGAGAAAUGAAGUUGCAAUUGCGUGAUUAAAAACUUAAGUUUAUGUGAUGUAAUUGCGAGUUGAUAGCACAAAAUUGUGACUUAAUAUCUCUCAAUUGUGAGAAACAAAGCUGGAAUUGUGAGAUAUAGUCAUAAUUUGCUCUUAUAAUUUUUUAAUUUCAUGGCAGGAUCCGGCUUUCAUAAAAAUGUGACCUGGCUACUACACAAUUUCGUUUUGUGCCUAUUUUUAAGAUUUACUCAUUUCAAUUUCAUAACAAAUUCCAUCAAAUUUAAUUGUGUAAUGUUUAACAAAAUCAAAUGUAUAAAAUAAUUAUAAAAAAAAAGAAAAAAAAAUAUAUAUAUAUUAUACACACCAAUCAGCCACAACAUUAAAACCACCUGCCUAAUAUUGUGUAGGUCCCCCUCAUGCCACCAAACAGCGCCAACCCGCUUCUCAGAAUAGCAUUCUGAGAUGCUAUUUUUCUCACCACAACUGUACAGAGCGGUUAUCUGAGUUACCGUAGACUUUGUCAGUUUGAACCAGCCUGGCCAUUCUCUGUUUAUCUCUCUCAUCAACAAGGCAUUUCAGUCUGCAGAACUGUCGCUCACUGGAUGUUUUUGUUUUUGGCACCAUUCUAGAGACUGUUGUGUGACUGUUGUGUGUGAAAAUCCCAGGAGAUCAGCAGUUAAAGAAAUACUCAAAUCAGCCCGUCUGGCACCAACAAUCAUCCAUGUGAUUAUCUAAUCAGCCAAUCGUGUGGCUGCAGUGCAUAAAAUUAUGCAGAAACAGGUCAGGAGCUUCAGUUAAUGUUCACAUCAACCAUCAGAAUGGGGAGAAAUGUGAUCUCAGUGAUUUGGACCGUGGCAUGAUUGUUGGUGCCAGACGGGCUGGUAUUUCUGUAACUGCUGAUCUUCUGAGAUUUUCACGCACAACAGACUCUAGAAUUUACACUGAAUGGUGCCAAAAACAAAAAAAUAUCCAGUGAGCGGCAGUUCUGUGGACGGAAACACCUUGUUGAUGAGAGAGAUGAACAGAGAAUGGCUAGAAUGAUUCGAACUGACAAAGUCUAUAACUGCUCUGUACAAUUGUGGUGAGAAGAAUAUAAUCUCAGAAUGCUAUUCUGAGAUGCGAGUUGGCUCUGUUAGGCACGAGGGGUCCUACACAAUAUUAGGCAGGUGGUUUUAAUGGAGUGUGAGUGUGUGUAGAUAGAUAGAUCAAUUUGGUUUGAUGGAAUUUUAUUACAUUUAAAUGUGUAAAUCUUGAAAUCCUUUUUUUAUGUGAAUGUUUUUGUGAGUCCCCCCUAAUAGAUUUGUUGUUCAAACAUUUAUCAGUAACUUUUUAUAAAAAAGUUUUUGCUUGAUAAAUCAUUAAAAUGACAGAGGAGGAAAACUUUUGAAGGGCUCCGUGUGAAAUUAAAGUAAGCAAUACAGUUUGUUCCUCAGAUUUCGGUUAGUGAAUCAUUCCAUGGUAACGCGCUUGCUUAUCGAUAUUCCACAGUCUUCCUUGUUUCCAAACAGAGCACUACAUAGGGGAGGGGGUGCUUGUGUAAUACGGGAUCAGCUAGAACCAAUGUUUCAUAUUUUGUUAGACAGGUGACAUGCUGUUUUCUGUGUACCCUCCUCUUUGAUAUUUCUAUGCCAUACAGUCUUUUUGUAUUAUUCAGGUAAUCUUCCAGGCCUUAGAGUUUCAGACUGAUGUUCUUACUCCUCCAUAUGCAGUUAUUUUCUUCAUAAUAGACAGAAAAUGUGCGUGUGAACAUAAUUAAAUGUUUGUCUGCAUCGGUUUUGUUUGAAAGGUUGUUUUUUUAAAGGACUAUUUCCCCCGUAAAUGUAAAUGUAAAUUUUGUGGGUAAAUGAUGAUUCUUGGGUUAUUAUCUAGCUAUUCCUUUAAGUUUUUUACAUUAGUCUCUCUGGGUAACAAAUUUCAUUACUGUACUAAAGGACUGAGCAUCGUGGUUUUUACAGAUGAUUGAUGAUAUGAAGAUUAUUAUUAAUGAAGAUACUAAUACCAAAUUCCACAUAUCUUGAUCAGAAUAGAUGUUCAUUUUAUUAGGUGUGUGUUUUAUAUUCUUCCAUAAAUGUGUGUUAGGUUGCAAUGGUGCUGACCUGCAAAAUUUUGAAUUGAAGUCAGAACUGGGAUGGAGUGUGUUGUGGGGUUUAUUUGUUCUGGAAAUUAUACCAAGAGAUCAAUGCUUUGUUUAUCCUAUUUUUUUUUUUUUUAUUCUGAAACUCUUUUUGUUUUUUUCAAAUGGGAGAUCCCAAACAUGGCUGUUUAUACUCACAUCUGGAUGUAGUUUUUCCUCUACUUAAAUUAAUGGAGUGCCUUUUUAUUCUCUGUCGUCGUGCAUUUAGACUCAAACUGUAUAGCAUGACUGUUCGUGGCCCCUCGUUGACAGUCAUGGUUUCUGCGGGAAACAUACAAACUUCAGCAGUGAUCUAUGAGAUACUGAGCUGCUUUACUUUAGUCUCUAAUGGACGUGUGUGUAAAUCUGUGCUUAUUUAUGAAUCCAAUAUGAAAUGUACAGCAUGAAUUUUAUUUCAAUGUCCAUGAAUUGUAUUUUUUAUUUUUUGUACUUUCCAGGUAUGACAAAUUGUAAGAGAUUGUUUUAAAUGUCUUCUUGAUCAGUACAAAGAAACUGCUUUGUAUACGUGAAGAUUUAUCAUUAAAGCCCUGUUGAA